AUGAAGCUGCACGCUGUGAGUGCCGGUGUGGGCACCCUUGUGCAUUCUUUUCAAAAUCUGGCAUGGCAAAACGCGACUUCUCGGGCUGUGACUGUGCUCGUAGGAACGAAACUGUGUCUGGGUAUAGUCUAUCGUUCCACUACCGAUGACGUCGCCGAGUUUUCGCCCUUGACUCAACUCUUAUUGGUCGAGAUACUCAAACUUGGGGUGUCAUUCGCAUGGUGGACUCGCGAGCGACAAAACACAUCGCCCGGGGACCAGUAUGUAGGCCUAGAAAAUGGGGACGACCGACAGAGCCCUCGACUUUUUAGCCCAGGUCGGGAGGGCUCCAGGUCUGGAAGUCCGGUGAACUCUCAGCCAACGUAUUUAAGACUUUCUCUCCCGCCUAUUCCGACCUUGAUCCCUUUGGCUGGAAUAGUAUCACUCAACUGUGCUGUUGGUUUCGCUGGUGUCGAGGCACAAAGAUUCGCGGUCCCGGGUGCUAUCCAUAUGUUUAGCCUAUUCACGCCCCUCGUUUGCGUGCUUCUUUUACAACUAUUGUUCAGGCGACAUUACUCCGCCUCGACGUGGAACGGGCUGCUUUUCCAGUUGGCAGGGUUGGCAUUGAUCCAGUGUGGAACAGAUAUCAAUCAUAUGAAGCUGACGAGUACCCUCUUGCUUGUGGGGCGUGUAUACCUCCAAGCUGUUUUGCUGAGCUGGAUGGAUUUGGUAUUCAAAUGGGCAGAUCACCCUCUCAGCGCGCUCAACCUUAUUCUGUGGGGAUCUUCGAGUCUGUUAUACUUGGUAGCCUACGUGUUCAUUCAUUCCGAAAGUCUUUGGACGUUCAAUUUUUCGGUGUAUGGAUUUAUCGUCGCAAUGAUCACUGCGGUGGAGGUAGUGGCCAUGACAUUUGUCCUCAAACAUGGUGACGCGCUCACGGUUGGAGCCACUAGCUACUCGGUUUCGUCCAUUUUGGCAUUCUUUUCUGUCCUCUUCGGACACGCGAAUUAUAAGCUUUUAAUCCUGUUGGGUAUUUGCAUUGCCGCAUAUGGGCUUGGUAUCUUUGUUGUGGAACGCAUCUCUGCAGACCAAGAGGAACAGCCUAAAGAGAUGGAUGUUCAAUCCGAGGAAUCGCCAAUAAAAGCAGCAAUCGCACUUGGUAUCGGAAGUAUUGCCGUGAUCAUUGCAACAGUAGCCAUUUCGGCUCAGGGAACCGGCGUCGGUCUCCAAAGCCCACGACCUACGCCCUGGUUUGAUUUCACCGCCCUACCCCCUACUCAAUCGAAAGCGUGGUGUCCUCGCAAACCUUUACCAAAGUUGUCUGGUCGAAAAGAAACAAAGAAACGGGCUCGGGUGACGAGUGCUUUUGAUAACAUACUUUUAAUCGUGUUUUUCAGCCACCCGAGGUAUGAUGUGAAUCUGGAUUAUCAUCUUGAAAUGUACCAAGACUACUUCCCGAAUAUACUCUAUGUCGGUCCUCAGACGAGGGAGGAUGCUGGUCAUAAAGGGGUAUAUGACGUGCUCGUUGAUGGCUUCAAGAGUGACGAGGAUCUUAGUGGGGAUUGGUUCAAGAUGGCCGGUCGAAUGGCGCAUCAUAUGCUGUUUACAGCAAUGAAGCAGAACCCUUGCUACGAUGGCUAUCUCUGGGCACCAUUUGACACGUUCUUGAACGUCCCUCGGUUGAUUCAGUUUAAACAGGACACUAUCUGGUGGCACUCGCCAUUCCAGGAUAUUAUUACAUAUGUGGACAAUCCUGCACUUACCAAUAUCAGUCACCACGCGCCCCCUGGAACCAUCCAGCCUGGGUCUGCUAAAGACCUAAUUGCCAAAUUUAAACAUUGGGGAAAAGAUUGGUGGUGGGGUGAACCUAAUGUCGGCUUGAAGGCAUGUAUGCCUGCCUUUGAGACUGUCUCCGCCAAGAGGAGGGCGCAACUGGCGCAAUUAACCGACGGGGAGCUACGCAUGGUUGGUGGGUCAGCGGACACACUUUACCUUCCAGGUUACCUUCGAGAGGCCUUUCUCGAAACUAUGGACCCUUUCUUGGAUACCGACUGUUUUUUGGAGAUUGCCGUUCCUACAGCUGUUCAUCUUAUCAGACCUCCAAGCCAGAAGAUCUCGUUUGUAGACCAUUGGUGGAUUUGGGAAGAACCCUUGAACGCCACAUUUGUACGGAAUCAGUGGGCAGAUGGAUACGAAGUGGAUACUUUCCACAAGUAUCAGUUUGGAAAAAAGGAUGAGCAAGGCCAUUUCCAGGCGUCGCCAUUUAGGAUUACCUCCCAUUAUGCUCCCUCCGAUACUGAGGGUGGCCAGCACAUCAUUUCCCAUAUAACACACUUGGUUGAUUCUUAUUUCAUUUGGGUUGGGGGCACGGUUGAGAGGCUCGAUUCAUUGCAGGCACUCCCUCAAGCUGGAGGAAGUCUAUUAGCAGAUAAUGAAGUAAAUCAGCAAGACGGAGUGCUAGAAUCUAGAUCUGUUGAACUCCUGGUCGCCCAGGCGAUGCAAACAGGGUCUCUAGCCAAGGAUUUUUCUUGCGCUAUGCCGGGGACACAGGCGACCACACCCGCUCUUGGGGUGCCUAUCUUCCGUUCGAGAGAUUCAGAUGAGUCCUUGGCCUUGAGUCAGAGGCUAGCCCGAAGAUUCAAAAAGCAAAUAUUCUUAUCCAUCGAUAUCCCAGUAUUAAUGAAAACAUCUGGACAAACCUCCCAUUUCAUGUCUCAAGCUGAAAAGCAUCUUUUGAUCACCUUGAAAUCGUUCGAAGCUCAGUAG
Rhizoctonia solani is the source of this 2745-nucleotide messenger RNA. RefSeq names its product glycosyltransferase family 2 protein. Lineage: Eukaryota; Fungi; Basidiomycota; Agaricomycetes; Cantharellales; Ceratobasidiaceae. The transcript is spliced from 19 exons. The coding region runs from base 1 to 2745 and encodes 914 amino acids. The record is from RefSeq and is a predicted model, not a curated record. Gene Ontology annotation, biological process: proteasome assembly.